Messenger RNA from Calliphora vicina (urban bluebottle blowfly), 1717 nucleotides. It is a transcript of the gene chico, whose product is annotated as chico. The transcript is spliced from 6 exons. Gene Ontology annotation, biological process: insulin receptor signaling pathway. Bases 70 to 1698 code for a protein of 542 amino acids. Gene Ontology annotation, cellular component: cytosol; plasma membrane. The record is from RefSeq and is a predicted model, not a curated record. Gene Ontology annotation, molecular function: insulin receptor binding; phosphatidylinositol 3-kinase binding. Lineage: Eukaryota; Metazoa; Arthropoda; Insecta; Diptera; Calliphoridae.
UGAUUUAAGUAAUAAAUAAAUGACAAAUUUUUAAUUUUCAGAUGUGGCGACUCACAAUGUUAUUUUUAUAUGGAGAUUGGAAGACAAAGUUCUCUUGGUCCAGGCGAGUUAUGGAUGGAGACAGAAGACUCUUUAACAGCGCAAAAUAUGCAUAGAAUGAUAUUAAGCAAAAUGAUUUCACUAAACGAAGCACUGGUUGAACCCAUGAGGAAAAGGUCUUCCUCAGCAACAGAAACGACAAAUCUACACCAUGACAGAAAAUCCUCCCAAAAUUUGGAUAUUACAAACAAUUAUUUAUUAAACGCUCAUAAUUUUAGUAGGGAUAGGUGCGACAGUUUACCUACAAGAAAUCGCACUUCGAGUGAAUGCAGCAACCACAGCAUUCGGAUGAUGCCAAUAACAUCAAGUAAUCGGGUAAUGAAUUUUCAAAUUAGUAAUACUUCUCCUGUUGUCUAUUCUGCAAGUGAAGAGUCUGUUAGCGUCGAUGAUUCUGAAGAAAGCAUUGGAAUGCCCCAUUUGUUAAGUUCUAGAUCUCCAGAAGGUGUCAUUCCUGAAGAAUAUAUCGACGAUGCGUUCCAUUCUCAAAAAUUCUCAAAAAAUGGUGAUAUGAACUCUGUGGCGGCUUUAUCAUUGGAUCCAGGAAGUAAAGCAAACACAAAUCUUAUAAAACCAUGUGGUCCAGCUAAGGUGACAGAUAUAAAGAAGGAUAUUUGCGGCAAUAUAGAUGACCAAUUACAAUUCUCUGUUCGAGCUUACUCCUUUGGAGGCAAAGAUGAAAAUGAUCUAACUAAGGAAAGUAUAGUAAACCGAGUAAGAGCAUUUUCAGUAGGAUCCCGAAUCAAAAGUACCCGUAUAUGUUCAAAAACUAAUUUUAAGUUGUUCAAUAGCGACAAUAUCAAUAACGAUUUUGUAGAAAGUUCAACAAGAAAGUCGAUCAGUGUUCCUGUUCUUAUUAAUAGACACUUACAAGCUGUUGAUCGAAUGGCUGAUUUGAUGGAAAUUGAUUUCUCAAAAUCAAUAGAUAAAAGUUUAAAAAGGAAUAUCCAGAAAAAUAAAAAUGAGUGCCAAAAUGCAUCAAAUAUGCUACCACGAAGUUUGAAUAUAUCAAACUCGAUAGAAUCUAUUGAUAGAAGUAUAAAAAGAGUGGACAGUGGUUACUUAGAAAUGAAACCAAUUACACUAGCUUCGAAUGGCAUAAUAUAUAAUGACAACAAUCCUGUAAAUGAUACUGGUGUAUUUUCACAAAAUCGGCAUAACUUUAAACGAAAAGACAUUAGUAUCGAUUCGACAGCAUUAACGGAUACGAGUGAUGCGCCUGUUUCAACUCCAAAAGUAACUAAUUACUUGUACGAUAAAGGUUUAAUCCCAAAAGAUGGCAAAAAUAAAGAACGCACAUCAAUACCGAUCAGCAAUUUAACACUAUCUUCAAAGUGCAGUAACAAAUAUUCUGACAAAUAUUCGGCUGAUGUCAUCAACUUACCCCAAGCAGAUGCGUCUUGUAUGAAGCAACAGGACCUAUAUUAUGCCAGCUUAGAUCUACCAAAAUGUUGCAAUGAAGUAAAUACUCGAUAUAGCUUCAAGGAAAGCUCAAGCGACACAAAUAUUGGAGAGGUUCAAAAUGAAUAUGCUAAGAUAAACUUUGUUAAACCCGAAACAUCAUGUAGUUUAAUAGAUGAAAAAAAAAAAAGUUUUCAAUAAAUAUAUAUCUUAAAAGAUA